CCGGAUCGUUUACCUAGCCUCGACAUCUUCGCCUUAUGUACGUGGACAAAACUAGCGCGAGAGAGUCUGGGGACGAGGCUACCAACUAGUAGCGUCGAUGCUAGUGUUUACUAAUCUCUGUGUUCGAUCCUUCUGGCGGUAACUUCGGAAUGAAAACGACCAUUUGUCUCUAUCUCCUUUCCUUUUUGUUUCUCUGUGCAUACCAUUGCAACGGCAAGCCGUCGUCAUUCGACUUUUUUCUGUUUGCUCAAGCAUGGCCACCAGCCAUUUGCACGGCGAAUCCUGAGGACGGGUGCAGAGUGCCUCCAAGUUGGAAUUCGGAUGCAAGAUGGACUAUACACGGUCUAUGGCCUGCAGUUGAUAAGGCACGAAGUGAGGUUUACUGCAAUAGCGCCUACACAUUUAUUAACAUGAAUGCAUUAAAGGAUUUGCUGCCCGAACUGAAGUACGAUUGGCCAUCUGUGUUUGCUGACUCAAGUGACAACAGUUUCUGGAGUCAUGAAUGGAGGAAACAUGGAACUUGUGCAAUGUCAGUGGAUUUUUUGAACGAUGAGCAUGAUUAUUUUGAAACUGCCAUAUCAAUUCACAAAAGUUUCAAUAUUUACGAUGCUCUUGUCAAUGCAGGAAUUGUUCCAUCAGAGACUAAUACAUAUGACGUAGACGAGAUUGGUUUUGCCAUUACUGCUGCGUAUGGUGUGGAACCAAUGCUUUUGUGUGGAUCUAACGAGUCAAUUGGGCAGUUUUUGUCAGAGAUCCACUUGUGUAUGGACAAAACUCUCCAGCUUAUUGACUGUGGCAGCUUUGUCUAUGUAUACUCUGCUUGUCAACCUGAAGAGUCAGUGAAGUACAUAACAUCUUUCUGAUAUACAGUUUUAAUGUGUGUGCUAUGGAUGCAUUGAACUGCUUUUGUUUCGAUGUAAAAUGUGAUGUACCUGCACAGACAUGGACAAAAUUAUAAGAACACCCUGCCACUCGAUCUACCAUGUAUGCACACAUAGGUAGAUCAAAUAUAAUUAGCUUACUUUCGCUAGGAUAACCCAUUACCAUAUUAGGUUGUUUGUUGCAUUAGGUUAAUGUCUUGGGAUAUUGUGUAAAUUGCUUUUGGUCAUAAUGCAAUUCUAACGGGAAUAUAAUAAACAAUAAUAGAUAUUAAUUAAUAGCGGAAGUGGGCGUAGAGUCCUUGUUAUACUCUCUCUCUGAUAUUUUUAAUGGUUUUUAAAAAAAACAUUAUAAAUUGCAUGAGGAAAGAUUGUAGCCAUUCACUAGUCUGCUGGAUAUGCGUUUUAGUGGGAAAAUUCUGCAAACUUUGCUCCAGCUGAAUUUUUCUUACACAUGAUCACUAAUUUGUUACAAACAUUUACCACCGGAAGUGACAUCACAAUAGUCUUUAUCAUUGGUAGUCUGCUUAUUUUUUUACUAGAGCCUUGAAAACCAAACUAGGGCCGGGGCUAGAGUCUACUCUAGUGGUUUGUAGUUGGAAAUUGAAACUAACCAUUUGCAUAUGUAAACGGUGAAAAGAUGCGCCAACUUCAUGUGCUGGAUUGUGCUAGAUUCCAGAGUCUUUGCAGUGGACACUAGAAGAAUGGUGUACACAUUGAUUAGAACUCAUUGACUGAGACCUAUAAAAUAAUGAAAUAUGAGAUUCAAAGUAAACCAGAUUGAGCACUCAACAAAAUGAAGUUUUUGUGUUUGCCACAAAACGCAUGCACAGUACAUUUUGUGCUCGUCAAACAAGUUGGGGGUAAUAAAGAAAGCAGUUGAGCAAAAAUCUUAAAAGGAUUGUCUUUACAGCAGUUAGAGAUAUUUGAUCAAAGUUUGUCUACAACACAAAUGACUGGGUGUUCUUAUAAUUUUGUCCAUGUCUGUAUGUGCUAGUUCUUGUUUGUAGUAUGUUCAUUCUGACAGCAGUCUUCCUCGUCAGCAGUUAUGAACUCAAUAUUAUUACAAGUAUAAGUUGCAAC
Molecule: messenger RNA, 1961 nt
Organism: Corticium candelabrum
Lineage: Eukaryota; Metazoa; Porifera; Homoscleromorpha; Homosclerophorida; Plakinidae
Product: ribonuclease Oy-like
Exons: 8
Coding region: 150-863 (237 amino acids)
Biological process (GO): RNA catabolic process
Cellular component (GO): extracellular region
Molecular function (GO): RNA binding; ribonuclease T2 activity
Source: RefSeq, a predicted model, not a curated record